AACCACGAAAAAAAAAAAAAUAUUCCCAAUUAUUUCUUCCUCUCCCAAAAUGCGUUCUUCUUGGUCACCUCCGCCUCUAAAAAUACCCUUUCUUCUUGCUCUGCUUCUCUUUGCUCAUAUUGGCCAGUCUUUCACUUCUGAUAUCUUCGACAGCUGGUGCGAACAGUAUGGCAAGAAUUACUCCUCUGAGGUAGAGAAGCUCUUCAGGCUCCGCGUGUUUGAAGACAAUCUCGCCUUUGUUACUCACCACAACGGUGUGGCCAAUUCCUCUUCUACCCUUUCCCUCAAUGCUUUCGCUGACCUCACCCACCAUGAGUUCAAGACCUCCCGGUUGGGCCUCAGCCUCGCUUCUGCCGAUGCCCUUGUCUCUCCUCCUCGAGAUUCUUCAUCUUUCAAAAUUCCCGGUUUCUCAGCUCAACUUCCAUCCUCCAUCGAUUGGAGGGGAAAAGGUGCAGUCACGAAGGUGAAAGAUCAAGGGAGUUGUGGUGCUUGUUGGUCUUUCUCUGCCACCGGUGCAAUAGAAGGCAUAAAUCAGAUUGCCACAGGAUCUCUUUUGAGCCUCUCGGAGCAAGAGUUAGUUGAUUGUGACAGAUCUUAUGAUUCUGGGUGUGGUGGUGGACUUAUGGACUACGCAUUUGAAUGGGUUAUAGAAAAUCAUGGGAUUGACACAGAACAGGAUUAUCCAUAUCAAGGAGGAGAAAAGACCUGUAACAAAAAUAAGUUAAAAAAACGAGUUGUAACCAUUGAUGGGUACGUUGAUGUGCCUCCCAAUAGCGAGGAACAACUGCUCCAGGCUGUUGCAUCUCAACCUGUGAGUGUAGGUAUAUGUGGUAGUGAAAGAGCUUUCCAGUUGUACUCAAAGGGGAUCUUCACUGGCCCAUGUUCAACUUCUUUGGAUCAUGCUGUAUUGAUUGUUGGUUAUGGUUCCGAAAAUGGAGUUAAUUACUGGAUUGUGAAGAACUCCUGGGGAACAGGUUGGGGAAUGAAUGGCUACAUUCACAUGGUGCGAAACAGUGGCAAUACACAAGGGGUUUGUGGUAUAAACAUGCUAGCUUCGUAUCCAACUAAGACUAGUCCAAACCCCCCUCCACCCUCCCCUGGCCCAACUAGAUGCAGUAUCCUGUCCUACUGCUCAGAAGGGGAAACCUGCUGCUGUAGUUGGCGCUUAUUGGGAGUAUGCUUUUCAUGGAAAUGUUGCGAGCUGGAUUCAGCGGUGUGUUGCAAGGAUCACCUUUCUUGUUGCCCUCAUGAUUAUCCAGUUUGUGAUACCCAAAGAAAACAAUGCCUUAAGAGUACUGGGAACUUCACAAGAGUAAAAGGGAUUAAGAAGGCAAGUUCUUUCUGGAAGUCUGGAGGUUGGAAUUCUAUUCUUGAGGCUUUGAAUUGGUAAAAUGAAUAGCUUUAAGGUACUGCUGUUAUUAUUAUUUAUUGUUUUUGGUAUGAUCAUCAGUAUUGUUUCUU
Telopea speciosissima is the source of this 1461-nucleotide messenger RNA. Its product is annotated as low-temperature-induced cysteine proteinase. NCBI's taxonomy places the organism in Eukaryota, Viridiplantae, Streptophyta, Magnoliopsida, Proteales, Proteaceae. Gene Ontology annotation, cellular component: lysosome. Gene Ontology annotation, molecular function: cysteine-type endopeptidase activity. Bases 50 to 1390 code for a protein of 446 amino acids. The transcript has 5 exons. The record is from RefSeq and is a predicted model, not a curated record.